Botrytis byssoidea is the source of this 978-nucleotide messenger RNA. RefSeq lists its product as uncharacterized. NCBI's taxonomy places the organism in Eukaryota, Fungi, Ascomycota, Leotiomycetes, Helotiales, Sclerotiniaceae. The record is from RefSeq and is a predicted model, not a curated record. The transcript is spliced from 5 exons. Bases 1 to 978 code for a protein of 325 amino acids.
AUGGUUGUUUCCGAUAAACUUCCCGGCCUAGAAGUCACUAUUCGAGUGAAUGGAGUCCAAGUUCAGGAAUAUAAUGAUGAAGAAGAUAUAGAGAUUGGGCCAGGACUGAGCGGCGAACAUCAGGCUUUGAGAACAGUAUCUAAGUAUAUUGAAGCUAUCGAUGGGGCCGAGUUCAGCAUUAUUUGCACUUCGUCACCCAAAUUCAAGUUCAAGGCGCCAAACCUUCAAGCAGAUGUAUCCGUUGAUGGCAAUUAUGCUCAAGGGAAAAUUAUCACACCCGAAGGUAUAGGAAGAUCCCCAACGCAAUUUGACGGCCCAAUCAAUUUCAAUCCCAUCGGAAACAAGUCUAUGUUACGAAAAUACAAGUUUUCUGAGCUCCAUAUAUCAAGUGAAGAAGGUCGACUUUCAAGCUUGAAAAAAGACAAGGCCGAAGCCGAGAAGCUUGGUACAAUCGAGAUUAGAAUCUGGCGCGUCUCCAAAUCAGUACCAGUGGAGUGUAAAUAUCGCAAUAUUAAGUCAAGUUCUAAUGAGUUCCAUGAGAAGGCGCUCAAAGGACAAGCAAAAUCACACAAUGUUUCGUAUUCCCCAGAAAUUACUACUUCCAUACCGAGUUACGUAAAUGUCACAAAACUCGACGGCGAAGGUUACCCCGUAGCCAUUUAUAAGUUUGAAUAUAGGUCUAAAGAAUCUCUUAAGCAAUUAAUGAUUAUUGAGCGGACCCCCGAACCAGAAAAUAGCCCAACACCAAGUCCUGCUCCAUAUGUUAAUCUCGAUAAUCUAACCGCAGCUCAAAAGGAGCGCCUCAAGGCAUUUCUACGUAACGAAGGGAUUGCUGCGGGCCGCGCUUCUAACACCCCCGAGAGAAAAAUCAAGCGUGAGCGGGAUAACGGUGAAGGCAGCUCAAACCAGGCACGACGAAAGAAAUCCAGAACUGCAGAGGUCGUUGAUCUUACUGCAGAUUCUGACGAAGAUUUGUGA